Messenger RNA from Lipotes vexillifer (Yangtze River dolphin), 1119 nucleotides. RefSeq names its product dynein axonemal assembly factor 8 (gene DNAAF8). The coding region runs from base 1 to 1119 and encodes 372 amino acids. Gene Ontology annotation, cellular component: dynein axonemal particle. The record is from RefSeq and is a predicted model, not a curated record. The transcript is spliced from 7 exons. NCBI's taxonomy places the organism in Eukaryota, Metazoa, Chordata, Mammalia, Artiodactyla, Lipotidae. Gene Ontology annotation, molecular function: dynein complex binding.
AUGGCAUCCCAUGACAAAGAUGUGGGGCCCUUACUGCCCAGUCCCUGGGACGCCAUCCUUGAGGCCGUCAAGGAGCAGCUCCCAUCUCUGGACUCAGAUUCCUCCUCGUCAAACUGCGAGGAAGAGGAGCUGUUCAUCUUCCAGCGAAAUCAAACCGCCCUGAUUCCAGACUUGUCAGAAGAACUGGCCGAAGACCCUGAUGGGGCCUGGGUCACUUCCUCUGGGUCUCCUCCUGAGGUCUCUGUAGUGCCUGUGGAAUCCUCUGGGGAACCCUGGGGAGAGUGGAACGCUGGGCCCCAGGCCCAGAAGUCAGCCUCUCUGGAAGGAAGGGCCCCUGGCAGGCCUUUGCAGAGCUGUGAUGAGAGCAGCUCUCUUCUCAGGAUGCCUGUGGAGACCCCCACGUGGCAGGAUGACGAUGGGGACACAGCCUUCAACACCAGUACAUCACAUAGUCCUUGCCAGGGGCCACAGGGAGAGGCCACUCUCUCCCCUCAGGAAGCAGGCCUGCAGACAGAGCCCCCAGGCGCUGCCUUAUUGGCCCAGGAGGGCUCAGACUCUGCAAACCGCAGAGCCCUCCGGAGGGAGAGAAGGAAGAUGAUCGAGAAAGACAUACUUCACAAAGUCACCUGGGAUGCCCAGGACCCAGCCUACCAAGACCUGAGUGGAGUGAAGGAGAUGCCCUGUGAUGCUGCGGAAACGCUGCCAGAGGGGCCCCAGCGUGGACUGCCCUUGCUCUCCCUCCAGCAGCUUGAAGAGUGGGAUUUGGAUCAAGUCCUUCAGAGUCUGACAGGGCGAGAAGAGGAACCGGGAGAUGGCGCUUCUGGAGCCACGUGGUGGGCAGCAGACCUUCUCCAGGGCCAAGACGAUGCCAAGCAGAGCACCCAGGACAGGCUCAUGGAACAACUCACCCUCCUAUGUACCAUGCAGUCCAGAGAGACCAGCAGGGCCCAGCCAGGCUACGGGACUGCACGGGGAAGAGUCAGCUCCUCCAACAGCUCCGGGCAUUUCGGAAGGCAUCGGCUCAGCCCAAGCUGCCAGCUGGCAAGGGUCCCAGAAGCCAGAAGGCUCAGGCCCCUGGAGACACGGCUGGAUCCAGCCCCGGGGGAAAGCAACAUGUAA